Molecule: messenger RNA, 1059 nt
Organism: Lathyrus sativus (Indian pea)
Lineage: Eukaryota; Viridiplantae; Streptophyta; Magnoliopsida; Fabales; Fabaceae
Source: the annotation of a GenBank genome assembly
AUGUGCGGAAGAACUCGCUGCAGUCUAAGAGCCGAUGACUUUCCGAGGGCCUGCCACCGUACCACCGCCCCUACUCGCGUUCUCCACAUCGACCGGUAUGUGCCGUCACAUAAUGUGUCGCCGGGAUUCAGCAUGCCUGUUGUUCGGAGAGAUGAAGCAGCGGAGAGUGAAGGCCAUGUUGUUCAUUGUAUGAAAUGGGGUUUAAUCCCCAGUUUCACUAAGAAAACAGACAAACCUGAUCACUACAAGAUGUUUAAUGCUCGAUCUGAAUCCAUUGAUGAGAAAGCUUCAUUCCGUCGCCUGCUUCCUAAAAACAGAUGCCUUGUUGCAGUAGAAGGUUUUUAUGAGUGGAAAAAGGAUGGUUCAAAGAAACAACCUUACUAUAUUCACUUCAAAGAUGGACGACCUCUUGUUUUUGCUGCUCUUUAUGACUCAUGGCAAAAUUCUGAAGGUGAAAUACUUUACACAUUUACUAUUGUUACAACCUCUUCCUCUUCAGCUUUUCAGUGGCUUCAUGACAGGAUGCCUGUUAUUUUGGGAGACAAGAAUUCAAGUGAUACCUGGCUAAGCAGCGCUUCCAGUUAUAAGAGUGUGAUGAAGCCAUAUGAAGAAUCUGAUUUGGCGUGGUACCCUGUAACACCUGCCAUGGGCAAGCCAUCAUUUAAUGGGCCUGAGUGUAUAAAGGAGAUUCAAGUUAAGACAGAAGGAAACACUCCAAUAUCUAAGUUCUUUUCAAGAAAGGUGACUGAAGAUGAAGACACAAAGCCAGAGCAUAAAAUACCAAGUCACGAACCUGUCAAGACUGAACAAACAAAAGACCUCAUCGUAGAAACUAAAACAGAGGAGGAUGAAAGUGAUUUAAAAUUCAGUGGUUCUCCCCCUUCUCAAAAUGUAACCAAGUUCCCAAUCAAGCGUGAAUAUGAUUCUAUUUCAUCAGAUUUGAAACCGUCUUUAGCAAAUAAUGAUAAGCCGAGGGCAAACCCGACAAAGAAAAAGGAAAAGUCAAAGACAGCUGAUGAUAAACAACCAACCUUAUUUUCCUACUUUGGAAAAAAGUAA